UUUCGGUUGAUUCAAAUCGAGUAUUGCUCCCUCUAAUGAUUUGGAUUCAAUUCGGCGUUGUAAUCGUCGGAUCAAAAUCCGAAUAAUCCAAGGGUGCAGAUCAAAACCCUAAAGGCAUAAACGCUGGAGCUUGCUCUCUGGGUUCUAAAAGACCCUCAUUUUUCAUCCAUUGUUUGCAGUAGCGGUUUUCAUUCUCGCAUUGAUAAAGAGCUGAGAAGGAUGGUUUGAUAAGAUGAAUGUGGAGAGGCUCAUGAAGAUGGCCGGUGCAGUCCGCACUGGCGGAAAGGGUAGCAUGAGAAGAAAGAAGAAGGCUAUCCACAAGACAACAACCACUGAUGACAAACGACUACAGAGCACACUCAAGAGAAUUGGGGUGAAUGCUAUUCCUGCAAUUGAGGAAGUUAACAUAUUCAAGGAUGAUGUUGUUAUCCAGUUUAUUAAUCCAAAAGUGCAAGCUUCAAUUGCUGCCAACACCUGGGUUGUUAGUGGUUCCCCUCAGACAAAGAAAUUGCAGGAUAUUCUCCCUGGAAUCAUCAACCAAUUGGGGCCAGAUAACUUGGACAACUUGAGGAAAUUGGCAGAGCAAUUCCAGAAGCAGGCACCUACUACUGGUGCAGGUGCAACUACCACUCAAGAAGAGGAUGACGAUGACGUACCAGAACUUGUGGCUGGUCAGACCUUUGAAGCUGCAGCAGAAGAAGGCCAAGCUGCUAAAUAGUGUUUUUAGAGAGGGUUUUGUUGUGUUAUUUUAUAUGUUUUAAUGAAUUACCAUUGUUUCUUUUUCCUGUGUACUCUUUUGUUCUAGUUUGUGCACUCCCCUGCACUCUAAUAUUUUAGUUAAGAACGAGUCUACUAUUUCUACAA
Durio zibethinus is the source of this 864-nucleotide messenger RNA. RefSeq names its product basic transcription factor 3-like. NCBI's taxonomy places the organism in Eukaryota, Viridiplantae, Streptophyta, Magnoliopsida, Malvales, Malvaceae. The record is from RefSeq and is a predicted model, not a curated record.